UUUAGAAAAUAUUUUACCAGGUAGUCACCCAAAUGAAGAUGAAAUGAAUACUUAUGAUUUAAUAGUAUAUGAAAGUUUAUCUAAUGAAAAUGACACUAGCAAAGAGCUAGGAUACAAUUAUAAGGACAAUUAUGAGAAUAAUAAUUAUGAGGAUGAUAAUUAUGAGGAUAAUAAUUAUGAGGAUGAUAAUUAUGAAGACAAUAAUUAUAAGGACGAUAAUUAUGAGGAUGAAAAUUAUAAAGAUGAUAAUUGUAAGGACAAUAAUUAUAAGAACAAUAAUUAUAAGAACGAUAAUUAUGAGGACGAUUAUUAUAAGGAUGAAAAUUAUGAGGAUGAUAAUUAUAAGAACAAUAAUUAUAAGGACAAUAAUUCUGAGGAUGACAAUUCUAUAAAUGAUAAUUCUGAGGAUAACAAUUCUGUAAAGAUAAUUCUGUAG
Molecule: messenger RNA, 436 nt
Organism: Racocetra fulgida
Lineage: Eukaryota; Fungi; Glomeromycota; Glomeromycetes; Diversisporales; Gigasporaceae
Source: the annotation of a GenBank genome assembly